AUGCAUUCCAUCGUGCUGCUGCUGAUUGCUACGGCCUUCUCAACGCGGGUAGCGGCCGUCCCUCGCCGUCCCGUGAUUCAAGAGGGAGACGACGCCUUCGUGACUGUAGAGAACGGCGACCUGAGGGGCGUGGUGGCCACGUCACUGAACGGCGCUCUCUACAACCAGUUCCUCGGCAUACCGUACGCAACGCCACCUGUCGCAGAUCUUCGGUUCCGCGCUCCGCAGCCGGCAGCCUCGUGGUCCGGGGUUCGGGACGCUCUGUCUUUCGCGGACGCGUGCGCCCAGCCCGUGUUGGCCGGGUUGCUGCCCUUCACUCAAGGCUCUGACGACUGCCUCUACCUCAACGUCUACGCGCCGGCUACGGCGAGUGGUCCUUUGCCCGUCAUGGUCUACAUCCACGGAGGAGCCUUCAAGACUGGUAGUUCUUCCGGAGCCACUCCGCACUAUUUCGUGGAGAAGGGCGUCUUGUUGGUCUCAAUCGCCUACCGUCUAGGCGCCCUUGGGUUCCUGAGCCUACAGAACGAAGAUAUCCCGGGCAACGCCGGUUUCAAGGACCAGGUGCUGGCCCUGCAGUGGGUGCAGAGGAACAUAGCGGCCUUCGGCGGGGAUCCCAGCAGGGUCGCCAUCUUUGGGGAGAGCGCAGGCGGCGGCUCCACGUCACAUCUCUUCCUUUCGCCUGCGACCAACGGUCUCUUCAGUGGGGUGAUCAUGGAGAGUGGGGUAGCGACGACCCCAUGGGGGCUGACGGACAUACCACGCGAGAGGGCGUAUCGGAUGGCGGAGGCGCUCGGCUUCCAGACGCAAGGCGAUAACCACACUGACGACAACGACGCGCGCCUGGCUGCCUUCCUUCGCGCCGCCAACUACUCAGACCUCAUCAGAGAUGAUUCUCUCGCACUCACGGACUUCGAGAAGCGCUGCCCACUGCCGCUGGCGUUCCUGCCCGUCGUGGAGCCACCGUCGGACUCUGCGAUGAUCGUUGAGCAUCCAGCGGACGUUCUCAAGGCAGGCAGCUACAACCAGGUGCCCAUAAUUCUGGGCGUCACUUCUGGAGAGGGGAUCAUCAUACCCUUCUUGUCCAGUAUCCUAACAGAAGAGGGUAUCGCCGACAUGAAGGAGAACUUCACGGCGCUGAUCGGCUCCCAGCUGCCGCUACCCACGGAGGAACAGCGGACCCGAGCAGCGGAACAGCUGGAGCAAUUCUACUUUGGGGACGAGGGCUUCUCUACAGAGGAUAUGCAAGCUGUUGUUGAUCUGUUUUCUGACGUGUACUUCAUACAACCAGCGGACUCCUUCGCUAGGGCCGUGGCGAACUCCAGCAACAUACCAGUUCACUUCUAUUACUUCAGCUACAACGGAACUGGCUCGAUAGAAUACGGUAUGAUGCAUGCCGGGGAAACGGCGUAUCUGUUUCCGAAUGGCGUAUUGGGACCAGACACGGACCCUAACUCCAACGAUGGGAAGGUGGCAAGUCAGUUGACAACACUGUGGACCAAUUUCCCCAAAUACGGGGAUCCGGCUCCAUCUGGAAGUCCAGUGGUAUGGGAAAAGUUGAGGGCGAAUGCAUCCAACUAUUUGGAUAUGAAACUGGAAUUUGUGACUCGUCAAGACUUCCUUAAGGAACGGAUGGAUUUCUGGAGAGAAAUACUGUCUUCCUGA
This is a messenger RNA of Schistocerca serialis cubense, 1662 nucleotides long. Its product is annotated as cholinesterase 1-like. The coding region runs from base 1 to 1662 and encodes 553 amino acids. Gene Ontology annotation, molecular function: hydrolase activity. The record is from RefSeq and is a predicted model, not a curated record. NCBI's taxonomy places the organism in Eukaryota, Metazoa, Arthropoda, Insecta, Orthoptera, Acrididae. The transcript is spliced from 10 exons.